AAUGUUGGAAAGUUUGGAGGGAGGAGGAGGGGGAGGAUUGAGAACAUUGUCUGUUAUUGUGAAACAAGAUCGUUUACCGACAUCAGGUCGGGUUCCAGUAAUACAGAGGAAUCCAAGUGCAGGACUACAGAUCACAGCUGAUAUUGGAUACAAGAAUCAUGAAAGUCAUAAUCACAGUCAACAUAGUUGUAUCAUUCAAAAUGAUCGAUUGAUUGAUCAAGACGAACAUAUGAUUGAUCCAAGUGAUAGAUUUGAAUUAGAUGAAAGAAUAGGAGGACAGGCGGUGUUAGACCCCAGCUCUAAAGAAGUACGAGGAGAACCACUAAAUGAUGCAUUUCCUACCUCAAUUCAACUUCAGGAUGCUUUUGAUAUGUUUUCUGAAUCAUAUGAUCCCAGAUACUUUCUGGACGAACUUUGCGAGACGAGUAGGCCAGAGUCAGAGAAUCCGACGGAGCAUUUUCCUCCGCAAUCGGAGAUUUUCAAACCGACAUCAGAGCCUUCGAGGGAGGAGGAUAAGACGGAUUUGUUAGAGGAGACUGGAUGCUAUUGUAGUUCUAAUUCACAAAACAGUUUAGAAUCCAGUUCUAGCAGCAGGGAUACCUCAAGGGUUGAAGAAGGUGUAUUCAGAACAAGACUGAACAUAGUAGAAAAAUAUGAUAAUACUCUAACAAAUUCAACACCCCCUCCUCUUAGUAUUGAAUUGCAAUGGGACCUCUUGGCUAAGCCUAAACCUAAAAAGCGAGGCCGGAAGAAAGGGUACAGGAGUGAAAACACAAAUAGUGAAGGAACCAUCUGCUCUAUUUGUGGAGAUAAGGCUGGUCGACACAGUUACUAUGGAGGAAUAUCUUGCCAAUCCUGUAGAGCUUUCUUUAGACGAUCCGUUCAGAGUGGAAACUAUUAACAUUUCUCGUGUUUGGAUAUGAACCCGUGCUUAAUCAAACAAAGUAUAAGGAAAAAGUGUAAAUUCUGCCGAUUUAAAAGUUGCUUGCAGUCAGGAAUGAAGGUCUCCUAUGUGCUGAGUUCGAAGAAUUUAGAUUCAACUGGAGUUGAUCUUUUUACUGAGGAUUCACAGGCUGAUAAAUCUGGAUUACGAGGGUUGAGAGAAUAUCCUGAAUUUACUCUUCUUCAAGCAAACUAUGUUUAUAGUACCUGGAAUACAGUUUCCU
Eurytemora carolleeae is the source of this 1166-nucleotide messenger RNA. RefSeq lists its product as uncharacterized. The record is from RefSeq and is a predicted model, not a curated record. Bases 2 to 901 code for a protein of 299 amino acids. Gene Ontology annotation, molecular function: sequence-specific DNA binding; DNA-binding transcription factor activity; zinc ion binding. NCBI's taxonomy places the organism in Eukaryota, Metazoa, Arthropoda, Copepoda, Calanoida, Temoridae. Gene Ontology annotation, biological process: regulation of DNA-templated transcription. The transcript is spliced from 14 exons.